Mycena citricolor is the source of this 675-nucleotide messenger RNA. The record is from the annotation of a GenBank genome assembly. NCBI's taxonomy places the organism in Eukaryota, Fungi, Basidiomycota, Agaricomycetes, Agaricales, Mycenaceae.
AUGUCAGGACAUCACCGCAUCACCCUCGCCGCCAAUCCCCCCUACUUCGAUGGCGACAAGUCCAAGUACCUGGGCUUUGUGGACGCGUGCACCACUUACAUCGGUGCCUAUCGGUCGGAGUUCUCACUGGACGAGACCAAAAUCCUCUUUGUCCUGUCCUACCUCCGAAAUGAGAGUGGCACAAGCUGCGCCGCCUCAAGAUGGGCAAUGAACUGGAAGCAGCACAAUUUUGAGGGCUUCCAAGGACUAAAGGCGGGAGUCACCGCAACAAGCUUCUUGGAGGAGCUUCAGAGGGCCUUUGGGGAUUCCAACGCGGAGCAAGUGGCCGCCGCCCGACUUAUGGCUCUACGCCAGGGCAGACGGUCCUUUGCGGACUACAUCUCCGACUUCGAAAUGCUGGCUGCAGACGCGGGGUACAACGUGGUCACCUCCACCGACAGCAAGGGCGAGUACAAGAAGGGGGAACAGGACAAUAUCCUCAUCGAGUUCCUCGAGCGCGGGUUGAGCAGCAAGAUUGCAAGUCGCCUUUACAACACUGGUGUCCCUCUGCCCAAGGCGUAUGGUGCCUUCAAGGACUGGUGUGUCAACAUUGAGGCAAACACUCUAUGCGAUCAGCUGCGCAAAGCAUUGCAUGGGCACUCCACGCCACGACCACCCCCCCAAUUCCGCCCGUAG